Molecule: messenger RNA, 861 nt
Organism: Microdochium trichocladiopsis
Lineage: Eukaryota; Fungi; Ascomycota; Sordariomycetes; Xylariales; Microdochiaceae
Product: dienelactone hydrolase family protein
Exons: 2
Coding region: 1-861 (286 amino acids)
Molecular function (GO): hydrolase activity
Source: RefSeq, a predicted model, not a curated record
AUGAGUUGUCCCGACUGCUACCGCGGCGGCGUGACGACCGAGCACCCCAAGGGCGAGGAGAAGACGAUCCACGGCCGGCCCACCUACGUCGCGCAGCCGCCCCGCGGCACCACGCCCAGGGGCAUCAUCCUCUUCCUCCCCGACGCCUUUGGCUGGCGCUUCCCCAACAACCGCGUCCUCGCGGACCACUACGCCUCCCGCGGAGGGUACCUCGUGUACCUGCCUGACUUUAUGGACGGCCACGCGGUCCCCGCGCACGGGCUCGCCGUCAUGGACAAGGUCCUGGCGCCCGCGGCCACGUGGGCCGACACGCUGCUCUGGAAGCCGUGGUACGCCGCGCAGAUGGUCCCGCUGAUGCUUGACUUUGUGUGGCACUGCCGCCAGGUCGGGCGCAAGGGCGUCGUGUUCGACUUUGUCAGGAAGCUCAGGUCCUCAUCGGCGCCGCUGCGCAUUGGGGUGGCCGGGUUCUGCUGGGGUGGCAAGUUGGGCACGUGGCUGGCGCAGGACGAGCCCAGAGGGAGGAGGAGCCGUCCGCCGCCGCCGCCGCUGGUGGACUGCGUCUUCACCGCGCACCCGUCCUUCAUGUCCGUGCCGGCCGACUACGAGGCCGUGUCGCUGCCGCUGAGCGUGGCCAUUGGCGACACCGACAUGGCCAUGCCGGCCGGCAAGAUCCGGCUCAUGAAGGAGACGCUCGAGGGCAGGGACGAUGCCGGCGGCCGAUACGAGGUCAGCAUCAUCCCCGGGGCGAAGCACGGGUUUGCGGUGCGCAGCCACCCGGACGACGAGCACGAGAUGGCGUGUGCGCUGAGGGCCGAGGACCAGGCGCUUGCGUGGUUCGACAAGUGGUUGGCUAGGGACUGA